AUGAACUGCGAGAUCUGCCACCGCGCGCAUCACCCCCAGCGACUGCCGUUCUACUGUGCGGUCGAUGCAAGAAAUCGUCUUUAUGAGAGCCGAUUAGCCCACGCCCAGAGCUUGAUCGAGAAUGAUGCACUUGAACAAAGCAUCAACGCUGUUAUAGCAGACCAAACCUCUCCGACACAACUCUCCGCUCAGUCCACAACUAUUCGUGCGCAAAAUCUCCGGUCCGAAGAGAAGAAGGCCGUAGACAGGACAAAUGAUAUCAUCGCUCAGGCGGAUAAGUUGAGGUCCGAGAUGGAGAAGGCGAGGGACGACAUCCAGAAGCGAAAGCAAGCUAUUACGAGAAGGAAGUCUGAUCUAGCCGCCGCUUCUAGUGGGAUAUCUGCGAGGCGCACCAGACAGCUCGAGGAGACUGAGAAAGCUAUUCAGAUGACCAAGUAUAAAUGGAACCGCAAGUACGACGAGAUGGCUGCGGUAAGAGGAUUUCUUUGCAAGGAGGCCGCUCAGCUGUAUGGUCUUCGGCGCUCCAAGAAAGGGAAUUCGGCGAAGUAUGAGAUAGGUGGACUUGACAUGGUUGACGUUCUCUCCCUGAGCAGCGUCGUACUCCUCGCCUAUGAUAUCGCCUGGGCGUGCUGUUCCCAGGGUGUGGCCAUCGGAGACAAGACUUCUUAUGAGGAUGUGUGCAACAUGGGUCGCAACUUGUACAAUCUCCUCAUUAGUAACCCUCUGGUAACCAACCCCGCCGGCCGGACCUUCCCACGGUCAGCCUCUUCCACUGCUGGUACCUCAGCGGAAGGAGAUUUGGCGGAGAUCGGCAAAGCAACAACGCUCAUGGGGAAGUUCUCCCAUGGUGCUGCUCAUACAUUCCUUGGUAGUGCGGAGGGUAAUGAGUUCGUCCGCAGCUUCAAACUACCAAAUCCGAUCAAGCUCGCAGACAGGUUGAAGAAGAAACUCAUCAGCGACGCCCCAAUUCCUGAUUGGGAAUUGCUUGAAGAUGAUGCCUGGGCUGUCAAUGAUGAUGGUUUGGAGGAUGGAGUGCUUGUAAAAGGUCGCAAGCAAGGGGAGUCGGAUAGGAGAGCAUAUGGUAUUGAGAGUGUGAUGACCGUCAGAACUGCUCUAGACGCACCAACGAGCCAGAGAGAUCCCGCAGACAACGAGACAGGGGUUGAGAAGACACGAGUCUCAAGCGGGAAUGGCUGGACAAAACUCAAGACAAGGUGA
Phaeoacremonium minimum UCRPA7 is the source of this 1218-nucleotide messenger RNA. RefSeq lists its product as hypothetical. The record is from RefSeq and is a predicted model, not a curated record. The transcript is spliced from 2 exons. Gene Ontology annotation, biological process: SNARE complex assembly. NCBI's taxonomy places the organism in Eukaryota, Fungi, Ascomycota, Sordariomycetes, Togniniales, Togniniaceae. The coding region runs from base 1 to 1218 and encodes 405 amino acids. Gene Ontology annotation, cellular component: lytic vacuole; endosome. Gene Ontology annotation, molecular function: SNARE binding.